Molecule: messenger RNA, 3610 nt
Organism: Bursaphelenchus okinawaensis
Lineage: Eukaryota; Metazoa; Nematoda; Chromadorea; Rhabditida; Aphelenchoididae
Source: the annotation of a GenBank genome assembly
AUGAAUUUGAAGUUGAUUUCAAGUCAACGUUUAGUUGCUGGUAAGUCUAAAGUAAUAUGAUAUGAUUUAUGUUGUUAUAAGGGUUUUAAAGCUUUCUAUUGGCAAGAACUUUGUUUACAGUGCAAAAAAUGGCAAGAGCUUUCUUUACAACGCAAAAAAUGGCAAGAACUUUCUUUACAAAACAAAAAAUGGCAAGAACUUACUUUACACAACAAAAAAUAGCAAGAACUUUUUUUACAACCCAAAAAAUGGCAAGAACUUUCUUUACAAAACAAAAAAUGGCAAGAACUUUCUGUACAAAACAAAAAAUGGCAAGAACUUUUUUUACAACCUAAAAAAUGGCAAGAACUUUCUUUACAAAUCAGAAAAUGACGAGAACUUUCUUUACAAGCCACGCCAUGUCAAAAUUUGUUAAAAAAUGUGAUUUCAGGUGUACUGCUAGUCCUACUAAUUGUUUUACCAUGCAUUCCAAGUGCUCCAGCUGAUCCUAUAGCCGAGUUAUUUUCUUCUUUAAAUGGUAACUUUCUCGUAUGUUUAUGAUAACUAAACUACAGCUUCUGUUUUUACUAUGUUUAAUCGAAAGUGAUUUUAGAACAUGAGCAACGUAAACUGACUACUACAACACUGUCGAAUAAGUCUUCGAACGACUCUCCUCCUUUUGGUAAGUUGUUAUAACGAAGAUGUAAUGACAUAUGUUGGAGUUUUACUGUAGUGUAAGGCCAGUAUAAGUCAAGAGUUUUAAGAGACAUAAUAUAGGUAUGAUAUAGUACAGUGUAGAUAUGUAACCUAGGGGUACCUUAUGGUACAAUGAGGGUGGGGAGGGUACUUACGGUAAAAUGGGGGGAGAUGAAGGUAUGGUAGGGCACAAUAAGGUUAUGUCGUAUAUGUACUAUAAGGUGAUAAAUUACUGUAGGUAAGGUAGGCUACCAUAGGGUACGGUUGGGUACGGUAAGGUACGGUAAAUACUGUAAAGCAGGGUAAAGUAUGGUAGGGCAGGGUAGAGUACGGUAUAGGGAUACCUUAUAGUACAAUCGGGAUGGGGGUACUUAUGGUACAAUGGGUGAGGUAAAGGUAUGGUAUGGCACGAUAGGGUUAUUGAAUGAUGCGGUUAGAGUACAGUAUAAUCUCUUCUCCUUCUUUUCUCUUCUUCCCCCCCCUCUCAUCAGUUUUCAUAGAGUACGGUAGAGCGUAGAGAUAUGGCACAGUAAGGGUACGGUAAGAUAAGGUGUAGUAUGGUCUGGUAGGAGUAUAGUACGGAAUAGACUUUGAGACGCUUCAGGUUAAUAAUACGGUAGAUAGAUAGAUAUAUGACACGGUAAGGGUAUGGAAAAGUAGUGAGGGGUAUGGUGCAGUAGGAAUAUAGUACAGAAGGGUGGUGCUUUGAUAAGCUAGGGGUAUUAUGUAGUACGGCAGGGACGUGGCGUGAUACGGUAAGGGUAAGGCGUAAUACGGUUGAGCUAUGGUAUAAUACGGUAGUAUAAAACUAUAAUAUGAUAAAUUACGGUAGGUAAGAUAGGGUAGGGUAGGCAAGUGUACGGUAGGAUACGGUAGUGUACGGUAGGAUACGAUAGGGUACAAUAGGAUACGGUAGUGUACGGUAGGAUACGAUAGGGUACAAUAGGAUGCGGUAGUGUAAGGUAGUAUACGAUAGGGUACAAUAGGGUACGGUAGUGUACGGUAGUAUACGAUAGGGUACAAUAGGGUACGGUAGUGUACGGUAGUAUACGAUAGGGUACAAUAGGGUACGGUAGUGUACGGUAGUAUACAUGGCAAGAACUUUCUUUACAAAACAAAAAAUGGCAAGAACUUUCUUUACAAAACAUAAAAUGGCAAGAACUUUCUUUACAAAACAAAAAAUGGCAAGAACUUUCUUUACAAAACAUAAAAUGGCAAGAACUUUAUUUACAAAACAUAAAAUGGCAAGAACUUUCUUUACAAAACAAAAAAUGGCAAGAACUUUCUUUACAAAACAAAAAGUAGCAAGAACUUUCUUUACGAAACAAAAAAUGGCAAGAACUUUCUUUACAAAACAAAAAAUGGCAAGAACUUUAUUUACAAAACAUAAAAUGGCAAGAACUUUAUUUACAAAACAUAAAAUGGCAAGAACUUUCUUUACAAAACAAAAAAUGGCAAGAACUUUAUUUACAAAACAUAAAAUGGCAAGAACUUUCUUUACAAAACAAAAAAUGGCAAGAACUUUAUUUACAAAACAUAAAAUGGCAAGAACUUUCUUUACAAAACAAAAAAUGGCAAGAACUUUCUUUACAAAACAAAAAAUGGCAAGAACUUUAUUUACAAAACAUAAAAUUGCAAGAACUUUAUUUACAAAACAUAAAAUGGCAAGAACUUUCUUUACAAAACAAAAAAUGGCAAGAACUUUCUUUACAAAACAAAAAAUGGCAAGAACUUUCUUUACAACCCAAACUAUGUCAAAAUUUGUAUAAAAAUGUAAUUUCAGAUGCGCUGCUGGUCCUACUAGCUGUUCUACCAUGCAUUCCAAGUGCUCUAGCUGAUCAUUUGGCCAAUAAUCAUAAAAUUGUUAGUUCAACCGGUACGGAAAAAAUCGACUAUCCCUUGUUUUCACCACAAAGCCCAACAUAUAUACGUAAGAUGUUUUUAAAAACUUUUUUGAAAUUGAAUUUUAGGCUUUUCAGAAUACUGUAGCUUAGUUCAACUCUACAUUAUAUUGUAACCCCAUUCCUACUCUACAGUAAACCUAACCUUAUCAGGGUAGGGUAGGGUAGGGUAGGGUAGGGUAGGGUAGGGUAGGGCAGGGUAGGGUAGGGUAGGGUAGGGUAGGGUAGGGUAGGGUAGGGUAGGGUAGGGUAGGGUAGGGUAGGGUAGGGUAGGGUAGGGUAGGGUAGGGUAGGGUAGGGUAGAGUAGGGUAGGGUAGGGUAGGGUAGGGUAAGUCUUACAGUGUAUUUUAGCUACCCAGACCCUAUAGUAUACUGUAGCUUUGCUCAACUCAACCGUAUAUUGCAGUUUAGUCUUACUCUUCUGUAUACUGUAGCCUAGCCUGCAGUAUAUCUUAACCUACGAGAACCGUACAGUAUACUGUAGUUUAACUCAAUCUUGUAGUAUGGUGUAGCUUACCCUACAGUAUAUCGUACCCUACUCCUGUUCUACAACAUACUGUAAGCUACCCUUACUCUACAGUAUACCGUACCCUACCCUUAUCCUACAGUAUACUUUAUUUUACCCUUACUCUACAGUAUACCGUUUUCUACUUCUAUUCUACAGUAUACCAUACCUUACCCUUACCCUACAGUACACCGUACUUUACUCUCACUCUACAGUGUACCGUACCCGACAUUUAUUUUACAGUACACCGUACCUUACCCUUAUUCUACAGUAUACUGCAUCCUACCCUUACCCUACAGUAUACUGUACCUUACCAUUAUCCUACAGUAUAUUAUGUUCUAGCCUUAACAGAGAUCAGGGUAUGCUACUACUUCUAUUCUUCAGUCCUAACUUACAGUAACUUUUAGUGGAGGUGAACAUAUUGUUGUGCAUACUCGUUGCCUCAUGCCUUGCUUGUACUGGCAGUUCAAUCGGGUUCUUUUGUUACGGAAGAUCAAAGCGGAUCAAACAGGAAAUGGCAAUCGCUGA